GGAAAUGCGACAGAGCGCAUAUCGUCUGAGACAAGGCUGGUGCCAGGCUAGUGCAAGGCUGGUACCAGGGUGCACGCAUGGCCCGUGCCCACACGUUGUUACUUCGCUUUGUUUGUAGACUAACUUUCAACAACCAAAACACUAUUAUGGCGCCUCAGGACUAUAAACCAGACUGCCUGCCUCACUUAGAAUUCCAGUUCGAUCCUGAGAGGCCCCUCCGAACGCAAUUACUUGUGGCCACUACUGUUGGACGGAGGGAGUGGUCGUAUACGGUGCUUGACAGGCAUCUUUCCUCACAACACGGCAAAGCUGCGGGAUGGUGGUGUGGAACCGAAGCCCCGCAAAGCCCGGACACAGUACCGAUUGAUAAACCUGUCACCAUGUACGAGGCAAACAAGCUGGCCACAGCCAAGCCGGGCGCAAAGCCGGGACACAGCGGCUACUGGAAGCGGUCUUCCAAGGCGUACAUGCAAUUGGGCGGCUGGGCCGCCAUCCAUUCCACCCCUCAGCUCUCGGCCUACGCGGAUUCCUUUUAUCAGCCUUCCAUGACCACGCUGGUCGCUGCGCUCGACGCUCUGGAGCUGCAGGGACCAGCUGGACCAGCCACAGGGUCGGCAGUACCAUCAGCAGCAGCAUCGUCAGCGGCAGCUGCUGCCGCCCCCACCCCGCUGGCCGCACACCUGCCCGGGCCCUCCAGCUCGGCACUCACUGUCCCUUGGGUGGACCUGUCAUAUGCGGCCGUACGGCAGCAGCGGGAGCGCAUGGACCUCCAGUCUGUUCGUCGCCGGGCCGGUGGGGGCUUUGGGGAUGUGUACGUCAUGUCGCUUGAGGACAUGUCCGCUGGGCAGGGAGAGGUGGUGGUGAAGCUAUACCGGCGUGUCAUAGAGAAGUCAGGGGACGUUGCGGCUGAUCGCAGCGCGUUGGGCAAUGCCAUCCGUUGGGGAUUGCAGUGCGCGCGCCCUGACGUCCUGCCGCUGAGGGGCCUGGUGCGUGAUGUGUCAGGCGAGGCGGUGGGCGUGAUUUAUGAGCACUUUCCAUCCACACUUGAGCGCUGGAUCACAGCAAAAGAUGAAAAGGAGCGGCCAUCAAAAUCGCUUAGCCAGCUGUGCGGCGUGCUGCGUGAUGCGGCUGUCGCCACCGAGUACCUGCACUCGCUAGGCUACAUUCACCGCGACAUUAAACCGGCCAAUAUCCUGGUAAGUUGGCGCUCCUGUUAACGAAGUGCGCAUUCUGGGUUGUAGCUUUGUGGUGAUCAAAUGUGCUUGUGAUCUCAUUGCAGGUCACAACGGAAGGCCGCGGCGUGCUGGGCGACCCGGACCUCAUCACGGCAAGGAAGCAGGAGCGGGGGCAGGCGGGCACACAGGGCUUCCGUCCCCCGGAGGGAGAAGGUGGCGUGACGGGUCCUGAUGCGCGGCACAGCUACGGAUUCGACGUGUACAGCAUGGGGAUGGUGUUGUACGUCUUGAUGGUUGGUAAACUCCCUGCGGAAGAUGCCAAUCUGCGGAAUGGGAUAACAAUGAGCAUGGAUGCUCGGAAGCGUUUCUGGGGCACCCUGGACCAGGCUCCAACUGGAGCGGCGGCAUGCACGGAUGCAAUGGCCAGGCUAGUACAGGUGUGUUGCACAAAAUCACCGGGUGAACGACUAAAGAAUGAAAACGCAAGUGAAAAGACGGUAAUGGCGCGGUUUGUGUUCGAGCUAGACAAUGCACUGGCUAUGCUGCACAAGUGAGUUGGUGCUGUGGCUUUAGCGAGGGCUGCGGAAUCCAAUAGAGGAG
This is a messenger RNA of Chlamydomonas reinhardtii, 1775 nucleotides long. RefSeq lists its product as uncharacterized. Gene Ontology annotation, biological process: protein phosphorylation; signal transduction. The record is from RefSeq and is a predicted model, not a curated record. The transcript is spliced from 2 exons. Gene Ontology annotation, cellular component: cytoplasm. The coding region runs from base 381 to 1217 and encodes 278 amino acids. Lineage: Eukaryota; Viridiplantae; Chlorophyta; Chlorophyceae; Chlamydomonadales; Chlamydomonadaceae. Gene Ontology annotation, molecular function: ATP binding; protein kinase activity.